This is a messenger RNA of Etheostoma cragini (Arkansas darter), 5070 nucleotides long. It is a transcript of the gene mmp15a, whose product is annotated as matrix metallopeptidase 15a. The coding region runs from base 716 to 2890 and encodes 724 amino acids. Gene Ontology annotation, molecular function: zinc ion binding; metalloendopeptidase activity. Gene Ontology annotation, cellular component: extracellular matrix. The transcript has 10 exons. The record is from RefSeq and is a predicted model, not a curated record. Gene Ontology annotation, biological process: proteolysis; collagen catabolic process; extracellular matrix organization. NCBI's taxonomy places the organism in Eukaryota, Metazoa, Chordata, Actinopteri, Perciformes, Percidae.
AGGGACCUCUCCACCACAAAUCAUUCCAAAUCUUUUAUCAGAUACACAGCUGUUUGAUGGCGGUCUGACAAAUAUUUACAUAACGCGUUUCCGUUCCGAGUUAGAAGUGGAAGAGAUAGUCCGACGUUGGUGCAACACAUUGCAGGUGACAUUUGAUAUCCUGGCACUUGAGUUCUGGAGUUGUUUUUUGUUGUUGUGUCAAAAUUUCGCAGAAAGUUCUAAAAGUGAGUCGCUUUCCGUGGAAGUGGAGGGAGACUUGUUGCAGGACUUCUCACUGCUCCCUGCUGCUGAUCAGCCAUUGUGGACGUCGGAAAGGGGCAAGGUCUAGUGUAUCUGUCCGUCGGCUACAGCCUUAGCCGUGUUUAUGAAAGGAGCUGCUGAAGAACACUUGGAGGAGCCAUGAGGCUGCUGGCCCGGGACGAAUCUGACUGCCUACCACCGGAAAUCGAUUCGUAUCAUCUUAUUUCAUGUUUUUCCGAGGGUUUGUAAACACACCUCUGCGUGACAUUUGUAGCAUUUUUUUUUAAUGCGCGAACUCCAAAAAUGAGCAGAUAGCUCACUUGUUGCGGAGGUUUGGGAUUAAAUGUAGCUGGAGGAGAAGAGAAUAAACGUCCUACAGCACUUUGUCCUGUAUUCCUUCCUGUCGGAGGAAGUUGUUUGGCUGUUUUCUGUCACCGCUUCUUCAUCACUGCGCAACAUCCACAGACAGCACAUCAUGACAAAGAUGGCAUCCAAGCAACCCUGGACUCAGAUCGGGAUCACAUUAUCGUCCUUAUUCUUCCUGAUCCUGUGCAGCUCAGCGGCUGAUGUUCCUGAGGAAGAAGGCUUCAGUGCUGAGGCGUGGCUUCGUAAGUUCGGCUACCUGUCUCAGGCGAGCAGUCAGAUGUCCACAAUGCAGUCGGCUCAGAUUCUGUCCAAAGCCAUCAGCGACAUGCAGCACUUCUAUGGCCUAGAGGUGACUGGAGAGAUGGACCCUGCUACUGUUGUGGCCAUGCGUCGGCCUCGCUGCGGCCUCCCAGACAGAAAAGCGGAGGAGCGGAACGAUGGCGCGAGGAAGAAACGCUACACUCUCACUGGACAGCAGUGGCACAAAGACCACAUCACUUACAGUAUAAUGAAGCAGAACAUCCCCUCCUCGCUGGGUGAGGAGCGGGCGUACGAUGCUAUCCGCAACGCCUUCGACGCAUGGAGACGGGUCACGCCGCUCACCUUUGAAGAGUUACCUGCUGAAAACAACAUCAGCAUCAACAGUAGCCAGGCAGAGCUCGCUGACAUCCUGUUGUUGUUUGCCUCUGGUUUCCAUGGUGACAUGUCAUUGUUUGAUGGUGAGGGAGGGUCGCUAGCACAUGCCUACUACCCCGGACCAGGAAUAGGUGGGGACACGCACUUCGAUGCUGAUGAGCCUUGGACCCUGGACAACCAAAACCCAAACGGUAUUGACCUCUUCCUGGUUGCGGUCCAUGAGCUUGGUCAUGCUUUGGGUCUGGAGCAUUCAGAUAACCCCAGCGCCAUAAUGGCUCCUUUCUACCAGUGGAUCCAAACGCACAACUUCACGCUACACGUAGAUGAUAUCAAAGGAAUACAGUACAUAUACGGUCCCCCUAUCCUUAGUGAUCCUCCACCCACUUCUCCUCCCACCCGUGACGACAAACCCAACGAUGGCUCCCCCUCUUCCCCUUCUCCACCCGAAGAUGAACCCACCUCCACUUCUCCCAUCGACACCCCACCCAAAUUGCCCAACCCGACCGACGGCAGCCCACAUCCCCCAGCCCAGCCGGAGCCAAGUCCCAGCCCUACCUCAUCUCCUGUGCUCCCCACCGACUCCCAGCCUGAGCCGGAACCUGUCACCCCGCACGUCAGAAAAGAUGCCCCCCGUACAUCGCCUCCUCCUCGGCGCCCUGCUCCUCCUCGACCUCCCAAGCUGCCGGAUAACCAGGCCCCCGAUAUCUGCGAUGGGAACUUUGACACGGUGACCAUGCUGAGGGGAGAGAUGUUUGUUUUCAAGGGUCGCUGGUUCUGGCGUGUGCGGAGGAACCGGGUCUUGGAUAACUACCCCAUGCCGAUAUCCGUCUUCUGGAUCGGCCUCCCUAGUGACAUCGAUGCAGCCUACGAGCGCCACGAUGGCAAAUUUGUCUUCUUUAAAGAUGAUAAAUACUGGGUGUUCAGGGAGGCUGACGUGCUGCCGGGAUAUCCACAGCCCCUACAUGGGUACGGACAAGGAGUUCCUGCACAUAAGAUUGACACAGCAAUCUGGUGGGAGCCCAACCAAUACACGUACUUCUUCAGUGGAGACAGAUACUGGCGAUACAAUGAGGAGACUCGGACCACUGACCGCGACUUCCCCAAGCCAAUCAACAGAUGGGGCAGGAUCCCUCCGUCACCCAAAGGAGCCUUCCUCAGCGAUGACGGCGCUCACACCUAUUUCUACAAAGGCACCAAUUACUGGAGGUUUGACAACCGCAAGACAGAAGCAGAGAAAGGCUACCCUCGCUCCAUCCUGAAGGAUUUCAUGGGCUGUGUGGGAGCCGCUGACCCUAAGCCCGAUACAGACACUGAGCAGGAACCGAAAGACAAACCAGUCGACCCCUCAGACCGAGGCAAAGAUAAGCACAAGGAGCCAGACAGGGGCCGGGACCAAGACACAAACCCAGAGGAAGACCAAACGUCUCAGCCUGACAGCACGGAGAAGGAGAGGGACAGAGAGGUGGAUGUGGUUGUGACGGUGGCCGACAAUGAAUCAAAGGUUAUGACCCUGAUCAUGGUGAUUGUUCCUCUGGUCCUUAUCCUGUGCAUCCUUGUCCUAAUCUACGCCAUCCUCAGGACUCUGCAGAACAAAGAGACGCCGAGGGCCUUGGUGCACUGCAAACGUUCGUUGCAGGACUGGGUGUGAGGCACAGUAUUAGACGAGAUAGAGCAGGUAUCCAUCAAUUUCAUUUGCGUCAAAAUUUGUACUUUACGGCACAGAAGUUUUGACGCAGUACUAAAGAAAGCCGAGGACGAGUCCCCGUUUUGUGCCCCAUUCAUUGUGAGAACUUUUAUUGCUCAUCUGAAAGAAUGCAAACUGUGGAGCUACAGUCUACGUUUCCCUCUACUGGCCUUAAAGUUUUCCUCCUGUGUCUUCUAAAUGUCUCAAAAGGUAUCUUUAUUUCUUUAAAAAAAAGACACAUCACAUACUAGGAAUGUUCCCUUUUCUAUUAAUUGUAAUUGUACAGAGGUGAGACAGUAGUACAUAUAGUAGUAUAAAUGCAGACAAAGUUGAUAAUGCACAUUCAUUAUACAGAAGCACACAUACUGUACGUACAUACAAACAUGAGUGCUUAUAGCUAUACAAAAACACAUGAAUUAAUAUGAAUAAGUCUUCCAUGUGAUUGACUAUGGUGCUUUAACCAAUCUCGCCAUUUUUCUUAUUUUAGAACAGAUGUUUUGCACUUUUGAUUCUGUUUACUGUUGUCUUUGUUUUGCUGAGGUUGCUUCAUUGUGUGUGUGUGUGUGUGUGUGUGUGUGUGUGUGUGUGUGUGUGUGUCUGUUCGUGUGUGUUUAUUAAACUCACAGACACUAGCAGAAAAAUAUUGUUCUCCGGCCAGCACAGGAAUGUCAGACAGCUGUGCGUCCAUGAUUCCCACUGAGCCCAUUAUGUCUGCCCUCCCUCACACACAUGCAAAAAUGUCACAUGAUCUCCAAAAUAACUGCACUCAUUGGGGCCUGCAUGUCCACAUAUGCACACACACACAAACCCCCCCACACACACAACACCAAGACAUAGAGACCACUUACCCAAACAAAGGCACAUACAGUUUUGCACACAGACACAAGGGCUCCAGCCUCCCCCCCUCCUACCACAGCCACGGUAACUGUUCCUACUAGACCACUAAAACACACUAUCCCAGUGGAGACAUAUUGAUAUAUGUCUGGUGCCAGGGCUUGAAUGAAAUAAAAGUAUUUAUUCAGAUUUAACUAGAAGAGUUGAAAAGUGAAACGUUUUUAGGUAGGUAUUUAGGUUCUUAUUUUUUUUUUUUUUUUACUAAUUCUGUCCAUCUUAGAUGGACCUGUGAAGAGGAAACCCAUAGCAGCAGUUUCCAUCUUUGUGUAUUUACUCUUCUUUUUCCAUGCUAAAGCUAAGUAGACUUAAAGCUAAUUAACUGUACAAAGGAGAAGCCUGCAGGCGUGAGAGUCAUGGGUAAGCGUCUGGUUUCCAUUAAGGCCACAUGGGUUGAUUUAGUAGUGUCAGGCAUGAGGAGGGGGUGAGAGGGGAGUUGGGGAAAAUGCAAAAAGAAGGAGUUAUAAAAAGGAGUGGGGAGGUAAAGAGAAAUGAGAGAAUAAAAUGACAAGGGAAAGAAAGAAACUGGGGGACAGAUUGAGGAGAGGAGAGGGUGGGUUGCCAGAAUUUCCUUUCCAGUUUUCUCUGAAAAAGGAGGAGCGAGGGAAAGAGCGACGAAGGAUCUGGGGGAGGGGCAGCGCUGGCGUUGCGCCUCCUGACCUAGAUAGGGACACUAAGUCCACUCCUCCUUCUCAAGUCUUGUUAUUUUUGCUGUGCUUGUUGUCAUGAGUUAGAGAUGACUUCCUCUGCGAACCCCUCCUUUCUUGCUCAUCUAUCUUUCUCUCCAGUUUUCCUUUUGUUUUCCAUUUUGUCCUUUACUCCCUGGUGUAUUCAUUGUCUUCUCCUCUCUACUGGAAAGUUAGCUCAAGCAUUAAAAAAGGUACUUAAUGCGCAUAAACACCUGCAGAAAGUCUCCCACUAUUCUUACUCAUUAGCUUCUGCUUUAGGUCUGUGCCUUUACAUUGUUUGCCUGUAUUUUGUGUUUGCCAUUGUGCCUUUGUUAUGUGAAUAUUGGGGGGCAUUUUAAAAAAAAUACAUAAAUAGCAUGAGGGAAUGUUUUUUAUAAAUGUGUUUCUCUUUUACCUUACUUUUUUAGUUUAGUUUUGUAAAUGUUGUUACUGUUGAGACUUUCUGUAAGACCAACAGUAGAUUAUGACAAUGAUGAUGCAUGCAGGGCAUGUUCUGUAAGGCCUGGGCACUCCUGUGUAGAGACAUUAAAGAUUUCACAAUAAAACUUACAAGUAAAAGAAUCA